AUGACAUCGAUACCACGACUGGAGCUCCAAGCGGCCGUAAUGGGCUGCCGCCUAGCCCGCACAGUGCAAGAGGACCACGACACCUCUCAUCGAGUCGCCGAGAUAGCAGAGGAGUCGAAGACAAACGAGUGGCGUUGGGUAUCGACGAGAGACAACCCGGCCGACAACGCCAUACGAGGAACGCCGAAAGACUUCGCCUCCGAGCAUCGUUGGUUCCACGGCCCGCCUUUCCUGUACCAACCAGAAGACACCUGGCCCGCGGAGGACACCUCAGAGACUAUUGAAAACACGAACGAGAAGAGGGCGAAGCUACUGCGUGUCACGGCGCGUGUUCUACAAUUUAUAGAAAAACUAAAAGGAAGAGAAAGGUGCGCCGCCACUAGAAAACGCACCGCGAAACGUGCGGAGGAAGACCCGAUAUGGAAGAAGAUACAGGCGUGCGUACCGCACAGAGAAACGGGACGAGGAACAGGACACAAACAUACGCCGCGCCAGCAGAGAAAGAUCGUGCCUCGCGCGGCACGAUAUUUGCAUCGCGCACGGCAACUAUGGAUACGCGCCGUGCAGGAAGAGGCUUUUAGCGCGGAGCUAGAAGCUAUAAGAAGAAAGAAGCCCCUACCUGCCGACAGUCGACUCAAGCAACUGUCGAUUAUGAUUAACGAAGAGGGACUGGUACAUCUGCGCUCGAGGGUCGCCGCCGCCGCCGACAUUACAACAGAACAACGGGAGCCCGUCAUCCUGGAUGGAGACCACCGAUGGACGCGGCUGUACAUCACGUGGGUGCACACGCAAUUGCACCACGGCGGUUUUGAAACAACUGCAAAUGAGGUGCGACAACACUAUUGGGUGUUGCGCCUCCACCACGCCGUACGCAACGAACUGAAGAAAUGCCAGGUCUGCCGCAUCCGUCGUGCUACGCCAGCGCAACCGUCGACGGGCAACCAUCCAAAGAGCCGUCUAGCCCAUCACCAGCGGCCCUUCACCUACACGGGGCUUGACUACUUUGGGCCCAUGACAGUCACCGUGGGUCGCGCACAUCAGAAAAGGUACGGAGUCCUCUUCACAUGCCUAACCACCCGGGCAGUGCACCUGGAACUCGCCGGAAGCCUCAGCACCGACUCUGCAGUAAUGGCACUGCGGCGCUUCAUAGGUCGCCGCAGGUGCCCCACCGAGCUCUGGUCAGACCAGGGCACCAACCUGCGCAGCGCGGACGUCGAGAUGAAGCACGCCGUCGAGGAGGCUAUAUAA
This is a messenger RNA of Pectinophora gossypiella (pink bollworm), 1248 nucleotides long. RefSeq lists its product as uncharacterized. Gene Ontology annotation, molecular function: nucleic acid binding. The record is from RefSeq and is a predicted model, not a curated record. NCBI's taxonomy places the organism in Eukaryota, Metazoa, Arthropoda, Insecta, Lepidoptera, Gelechiidae. The transcript is spliced from 3 exons. The coding region runs from base 1 to 1248 and encodes 415 amino acids.